CCAUUAAGCACCCACAAAAGGUUUUCUAAUCUAGAGAGAGAAAAGAAUUUGAAAAGAAAAAAAAAAUGGAAAAUGAAAGAAUUGAUAUCCAUCAUUGAAUCCCAUGUGCCUCCUCUCUUCAAUCCCCAUACCUCCCUCUCCUCCAUCAAAUUUCACAUUCCCUCUCCUCCUCAAUUAUAACACAUAAUCCACUUUCUAGGGUUUUGAGAAUUUACAUCACCAAACCAAAAGCUGAUCACAUUCAGAUUAUACACAUAUACCCAUAUAGGCACAUAUAUGUAUAUGCACAUAUCAGAGACAGAAAGAGAGAGGGAGGGAGAGAAUCUUAUUCACUUUUCUUUUUAUCAGAGAAUAUAAAGACUCAAACUUUCCCUCUGAUUCUGAUCCAUUGGCUUCUCUUUUGACUUGAAAACUCUCCUCCCAAGAUUUCUAGAGAGAGAAAGUUGUUUUUUUUUUUGUCUUAAAGAGAGAAACUGUGUAUUUGUUAAUAUUUAUUGUUAUUUGGAGAUAGUUUGAUACAGAGAGAUGUUGGCAAUGGAGAAGGAUUUUGAUUCAAAGCUAAGGAUUCAGAGCAGCAAUAAUUCUUCUUCUUCUUCCUCCUCUUCCCCUUCUUCUGCUUCUGCUAACAAUGGGAGUGUGCAGAAAUCUAAGAGCUUUUCUUUCAGGGCUCCUCAGGAGAAUUUUGGUAUUCAGGAUUUUGAGCUUGGCAAGAUCUAUGGUGUUGGUUCUUAUUCAAAGGUAGUAAGGGCAAAAAAGAAGGAUACUGGAGUGGUAUAUGCCUUGAAGAUCAUGGACAAAAAAUUCAUUACCAAAGAAAAUAAAACAGCUUAUGUGAAGUUGGAACGUAUCGUUCUUGACCAAUUGGAUCACCCUGGAAUUGUGCGGCUAUUUUUUACUUUUCAAGAUACCUUUUCACUGUACAUGGCCCUUGAAUCCUGUGAAGGUGGAGAGCUUUUUGACCAAAUAACCAGGAAAGGUCGUCUACCAGAGGAGGAAGCUCGUUUCUAUGCUGCAGAAGUUGUGGAUGCUCUUGAAUACAUACAUAGUAUGGGAUUAAUACAUCGAGAUAUUAAGCCAGAGAAUUUGCUGCUUACUGGAGAUGGACAUAUUAAAAUUGCUGAUUUUGGGAGUGUGAAGCCAAUGCAAGAUAGUCGCAUCACAGUCCUUCCAAAUGCAGCCUCUGAUGAUAAAGCUUGCACAUUUGUGGGCACAGCUGCAUAUGUCCCUCCAGAAGUCCUCAACUCUUCUCCUGCAACAUUUGGAAAUGACCUCUGGGCACUUGGCUGCACCUUGUACCAGAUGCUUUCAGGAACUUCUCCUUUCAAAGAUGCAAGUGAAUGGCUUAUAUUUCAAAGAAUUAUAGCCAGGGAUAUAAGAUUUCCCAACUAUUUUUCAGAAGAAGCUAGAGACAUCAUUGAUAGGUUAUUGGAUAUAGAUCCCAGCAGAAGACCAGGUGCUGGACCUGAUGGUUAUGCUGCUCUCAAAAUGCAUCCUUUCUUUAAGGGAAUUAACUGGAAGAAUAUAAGAGAGGAAACUCCUCCAAAACUUGCUUUGGAGUCAACAGCACAAUCUGGUGAUGGUGAAAAUGAACAGGAUUCUUCAUGGAAUCCUACACAUGUUGGGGAUGGUUCAGUAAGACAGAUUGAUGGGACUGUUGGAACUCCAUCAUCUGCUGAAGCAUCUGGUUCUAUAACUAGACUUGCCUCCAUCGAUUCCUUUGAUUCUAAAUGGCAACAAUUUUUGGAUCCAGGGGAAUCUGUUCUUAUGAUCUCAAUGGUUAAAAAAUUACAGAAAUUGACAAGCAAGAAAGUGCAGCUCAUUCUCACUAACAAACCCAAAUUGAUUUAUGUGGAUCCUUCCAAGUUAUUGGUAAAGGGAAAUAUAAUUUGGUCUGACAAUUCUAAUGACCUCAAUGUCCAGGUUAUAAGUCCAUCAAAUUUCAAGAUCUUUACGCCAAAGAAGGUAUUGGCAUUUGAGGAUACAAAACAAAGGGCAUGGCAGUGGAAAAAGGCGAUUGAGAGUCUUCAAAACCACUCUCAAAACCGGUGAAAAUCUGUUCGUGGUUUUCACAAAAAAAUUCUUUAAUGUUACAAUGCUGUAGAGAAAUUUGGGGAUUCUUAAAACAGUUGACAUCCCUGAAAGAUUAUAUAUUUUGUGAAAGAGAUUGAAGUUAUGGAUUCUGCUUCAGUCGGCUUCUUCAAGGUGCAGCAAUACUACCUCAAGCUCUCUUCCAGUUUGCUUAGAACUGAGUUUGUGAUGAGUUUUACUAUCCAUUUACUUUUGUAAGAAAUUGAUGUACAAUGUAUUCUCCUGAUUUGCAGAGUUUGUAGAGGGCUAGGGUUCAGAACUUCUUUACUGUAUUUAACAUUACACGUGAUCAAUGAAAAGCUCAUUGCCAUGAAA
This is a messenger RNA of Jatropha curcas, 2403 nucleotides long. It is a transcript of the gene PDK1, whose product is annotated as 3'-phosphoinositide-dependent protein kinase 1. Gene Ontology annotation, molecular function: protein serine/threonine kinase activity; ATP binding. NCBI's taxonomy places the organism in Eukaryota, Viridiplantae, Streptophyta, Magnoliopsida, Malpighiales, Euphorbiaceae. The record is from RefSeq and is a predicted model, not a curated record. Gene Ontology annotation, biological process: intracellular signal transduction; peptidyl-serine phosphorylation.